GAAUGAGUAAUGAGACUUACGAGAGUAUGAGACUAAUGACUAAGAGGAAUCGGCCCAAAUCUUUGGCUCAAAAUGGGUUAAGUUUUUCACAAAGCCCAGCCCAUCCCAUCCUAUCCCAUCCCAAUCCGGCCCAUGAUUAGGUCUAGAGUGGAUCAAAAUCAGCAUAUACGUAGAACAUGCGAAUGAAUGGGACAAAUAAACAUAACAGCACAUCCACCGAAUCACAAAAUUCAAAAUAAAAAAAAAAGACUUGACCAUCAAAUUAAAAAAUAACAAACCCAAAUAUUUAAUUUUCCACUUGCUAAUCAGAAGAAAUUCCCCAAUUUCUUCAUAACAAUCCUCAAAAUCCCACUAACACUCGUACAAAUUCCUACAAUUUUCAGGAAAAAAAAAAAGUCAAAUUUGUAGAGAAAGAAAUGGCGACCCAAACAGAAGUGUAUUCGGUGUGGGGACUUCCAUCAGAAGAUGUGAAGCAGAGGGUGAAAAAUGUGAUGAACACCCUCCGAUCAGAAUUCAACGGUCCUGAUUUUGAUCCUCAUGUUACUAUUGUGGGGGCCAUCACACUGAAUCCAGAAGAUGCAGUUGAUAAAUUUAAAUUAGCGUGUAAAGGGUUGAAGGCGUAUACUGCUCAUGGUAGGGGCGUCUCCACUGGAACUUUCUUUUAUCAGUGUGUUUACCUUCUCCUUGACACCACCCCUCAGGUAGUUGAAACUAGUGAUCAUUGCUGUGGACAUUUUGGUUAUAAUCGCACCGCACCUUACAUGCCACACAUGAGCCUUCUUUAUGCGGAUUUAACUGAUGAAGAGAAGAAGAUAGCUCAAGAGAGAGCUAAUGCAUUGGACGACACCCUUGGCAACUUGAGCUUCAAAAUAAACCGUCUGGCACUGUACAAAACCGAUACUGAAGAUAAGACACUCAAAUCCUGGGAAAAGGUGAUGGAAUAUGAUCUUGAUGAAGAAGUUUAGCUGCUUGUGCAUGCUUGUUGAAAAAGCUGUUCAGCGCGCUGGUUGCUCUUGCUGUUAGAACUUAGAAGAAUCUCUACGGGUAGUUUGAUCGUAUAUGGAAACCCAACGAGUUGUGAAAGUUUAUUUAGUUCUACUUUUACAGUCUGGUUUUGUGUUGUCUUUGGUUUAAGUAGGUUGUUGGCUGACUGACUUACUUGUAAGAGUUGUAACAAUAAGUUUGAUCCAAAUUCAUUACAACUGAGAUAUGCAAACGCUAGCAUAUCUCGGCCCUCUUAUCGCAGAAAGUCCAGGCUUCUUGUUUUUUUCUUUAAAUCAUGGAGAUAUGUGUGUCAGAUUGACUAGGCCAAGCUCAUGGUUUAAGGCCUAAGUUUUACAAAUAAUGAAAUCAUACCAAGGGUCAUAUAUGUAUUAAUAAAACUCGGAUAUAUUGAUAACUUGUUGGCAGGUGGAGGUAUUCUUCCUCUUCGAAAGGUAUGGCGUUUCCUUCAGCCUCAAUUCUGCAUCUUCCGAAAGGUUUAGGAGGAUUGGGUCUUCGUAGCUCAGCUUUGGUUAAACAGGCUUUGCUUGCCCGUCGACGUUGGCGCCUCUUCCAAAACCCCCAGCUACUUCUUUCUAGAGUCCUUCGGGCCAAGUACCCUUUCUUCACUUGCUUGGACCAGUUGAUUUUACUAGGACGUCUUGGGUAUGCAGGAGCCUGAUGGAAGGGCAGGCUGUUUUGGGAAAGGGUCUAGCUUGGAAAGUUGGUUCGGGUUCGUUCUCAAGUUAGAACCCUCGUGGAUGACUGGGUUCCUUUAGACUGUCAGUUUCUGAGUUGGAAGUUCAGACUCAUGUUUCUUCUCUCAUUAUUCCGCGUUCUGGCACGUAGGACACUUCUAAGGUUCAUAUAUCAGCUCUUUGAUAAUCAGUCGACUAACAGACCGCAUCGAGCUAUGGAUGAUUUUGUUUAUUGGAAAUUUUCUAGGGACGAUCGCUUCUCCACCAAAUCAGCCUACACUUUUUUGGUUCGACAAUCUGUUGUAUUGAUAGUCUGUGCUCCAGUCCCGGAUCAAUGGUGGAAAUCCUUCUGGGGUCUUCCCCUCCUCCCCCGUUUUAAGGUGUUUUAUUAAAAGCUAAUUCAUGAUGCUCUUCCUUUAUUAGCUACUUUAGUUUCCAAGGGACUUCCAGUGGAUCCGGUUUGCCCUUUUUGUCGUAUGCAUAUGGAGACGACAUCCAUCUGCUCAGAGAUUGUCCAUCUAUUAGCUCCCUCUAGGAUUCGAUUCUCCUUGCUUUGAAUGGUACCUUCCCGGGGUCUACCACAUUUGUCGACUGGGUAGUGUCUGUGGUUUCGUACUUUAAGGAUUCCCAAGAUCUGGUUAGUCUUACAUCCUUCAUCUAUCCUUUGGACCAUCUGGAUUAUUCGAAAUGGUUACGUUUUUAGGCUGGCGGUUUGGUCUUCCUCCUUAUUUUACCAUCUUUCUCAGGAAUGGACAACUAGCGCUGUUUAGGCUCAAGAGUUUUAUCAUCAUCUUACUUCCUUGGCUAACCAUUCUCUCAACCAAGAGUUGGUUCCUUUGUGUUUGCAGGGGGAGUCUAUGGAUCACUUGGACUAUUGUUUAGUUGUUGACGGCGCCUGGCUCUGUCAUAACAAUCGGGCAGGCGCUUGCUGAAUUGUCCAGGAGGUUGCUUCGGAAAGGGUCCUUGGUGGUGGGGCGCGCGCCAGUCGAGUUACCAAUCCUCUUUCGGCAGAGUUGCAGGCCUGCUUGUGGGGCCUUUGGUCGGCAUUACAUCGAGAUCUUCUUCGUAUCCUCAUUUACACAUAUUGUGCUCCGCUGGUUUCCUUGUUCCUCUGUUCUGGAUAAUCUGACAUUUCCUGUUUCUGGUUAUUGCGAGAAUCCAAGAUCUUCUCCCUCAGUUUUCGGCCUGUCAGCUUUGUAAGGACGUAAGGUGCCUCGCAGUGGGUAGCCCCUGCACAUUGGUUGGCUGUCAGUGCUCGUGAUCGGCGCCUCCUUGGUUGGUCCUUUUAAUUUUAAUUUAGCUUUGGUUGUUAUUUGUUUGUAUUGUUAGUAUUCUUUGUCAAAAAAAAAAAAAAAAA
Chenopodium quinoa (quinoa) is the source of this 3036-nucleotide messenger RNA. Its product is annotated as cyclic phosphodiesterase-like. The record is from RefSeq and is a predicted model, not a curated record. Gene Ontology annotation, biological process: cyclic nucleotide metabolic process. Gene Ontology annotation, molecular function: 2',3'-cyclic-nucleotide 3'-phosphodiesterase activity. NCBI's taxonomy places the organism in Eukaryota, Viridiplantae, Streptophyta, Magnoliopsida, Caryophyllales, Amaranthaceae. Bases 417 to 965 code for a protein of 182 amino acids. The transcript is spliced from 3 exons.